This is a messenger RNA of Alosa sapidissima (American shad), 4006 nucleotides long. RefSeq names its product upstream transcription factor 2, c-fos interacting (gene usf2). Gene Ontology annotation, molecular function: DNA-binding transcription factor activity, RNA polymerase II-specific; RNA polymerase II cis-regulatory region sequence-specific DNA binding; protein dimerization activity. Gene Ontology annotation, biological process: regulation of transcription by RNA polymerase II. The transcript is spliced from 11 exons. Lineage: Eukaryota; Metazoa; Chordata; Actinopteri; Clupeiformes; Clupeidae. The record is from RefSeq and is a predicted model, not a curated record. Bases 933 to 1973 code for a protein of 346 amino acids.
GCUGCUUUUAAAACGCGUUUAUUGCAUAGCGAGAUCAAGAACAGUAACGUUACUGCCUAGGCUAGGCUAUAGGAACUACUUAUUCUAGCCUACAGCCUAGAAGACUCCAUUAUGUCACUAUAUAACACUGUCGAUAAAGUGAGCUCUACCUUACAUCCAGGGUAGGCUACACCCAGUGAGUUCUACAUUACAUCCAGGGUCUCUAUCAGCACUUUCUGACGCCUAAAUACGAGGCGAACUUGUAAAAUGACAACACUGUCGUGGGCUUGUACAUGUUUCCAUUUAGAUCACACAGAAAUCAAAUAACGGUAUGCGGUCUAAGGAGCGCUUCAUCAUUCUCUGACAAUAAAGAAUUGAUGCGUGACAGAUUUGCUUAAUAAUUACGUGCUCCAUUAUCCAAGGGCAUCAAUCGACAUUGGGCAACAAAAAGUUUUGUAAUCGGCGGAUAUCUAGUUAAUUGCCUACCUAUUCCACUCCAUAUUUUAUUACCCGCAACCGAAUAGGGCUGCAGUCUUGCGGAUGGAUACGUCAACAGCUUUGCAGUGAAAGAGCCGAAGGAUACCGAUCCUCUAGAGAAGAAAGGAAUGAAGUAGCAAAAGGAAAUAGAAAUUCUAACAUAGUGAAAAUAUACAUGUUUGAUCGAAACCAGAAUAGCAAUCCAACUGAUCUUUUCAGCAAUUCAGCUCGCAGGACAUAGAGUUACGUUCGCUACUCUCGGAAACUGGGUCACUAGAGGACGAAAACGACGAUAUCUGCAAGAGCGCGCAAACAACCUCCAUCUCUGCGGUCUCCAUUUUAGGUUCUUGCCCAGCCUGUACCUCACGUGUCCUGGACUGUCUUUCUCACAUGACCCGUGUGUUUGUCCCCGUGAUCAGGACUUCCAUCUCCGUAUUUCAGUGUCGCUGAAUAUCACUUUUUAUAUCGUUACCUUCAUGGAUAUGCUCGAACAGAGCCUGGACACCCCUACGAGCAGUCACGACAAACAGGAAACCGAGGAGGUGGUUCAGCUGCAGGAGGGUGAGGCAGUUGGGGCAGAGGAGCAGGCUGCUGUUACCAUAGCAAGUGUCCAACAGGCAGCAUUUGCCGACCACAAUGUCCAGUACCAGUUCCGCACAGAAAGCAACGGUGGCCAGGUGGGGUUUAUCGCUGACCCUGAGGACCAGUUUCCCGUGACAUACCGGGUGGUGCAGGUGACGGAGGACCAGUUGGAAGCCGUUGGGGAUGGGGGAACGGCAGUUAGUGUGGUGUCCACGGCUGCCUUUGCUGGGGCUCAACAGGCAGUAGCUCAGGCUGUUAUCCAAAACCCCUUUAGUAAUGGCGGCAGUCCUGGCGGGGAGGCCGUGGGUGGAGAGACGCGCUUCGCUUAUUUCCCAGCAGCCACUGUGAGUGACGGAACGGCCACAGCUGUGUCUGUGCAGGCCACCGCAGACCCCUCACAGGCAGGAGGUCAGUUCUAUGUGAUGAUGAGUCCUCAAGAUGUGUUGCAAACUGGCACGCCUCGGACUAUUGCACCACGUACACACACCUACACAACAGACUACGGGGAAAACAAGAUGCUGCAACACGGUGGCAAUGCCAGCUGGAAGAUGGAGGGAGCACGAGCACCUCGAGAUGAAAGGAGGAGAGCACAACACAAUGAGGUUGAAAGACGAAGAAGAGAUAAGAUCAACAACUGGAUUGUGACUCUGUCAAAAAUCAUCCCAGAUUGCAACAUAGACAGCAGCAAAACUGGAGCGGUGAGCAUCAGCAAUGGGAGUAAAGGGGGAAUCUUGUCUAAGGCGUGUGACUACAUCCGUGAACUCAGGCAGAAUAACCAGCGGCUGCAGGAAAGCUUUAAAGAGGUGGAGAGAGUGCAGCUGGACAACGACCUACUCAGACAACAGAUUGAAGACCUGAAGAAUGACAACGCACUGCUCCGGGCCCAGUUACAACAGCACGGCAUUGAAAUGGGUGGAGAGGCGGCAACACAGUGACGAACACACACACCACACACCACACACACACACACCAUACACACUCACACACACACACCAUACAUAUACACAUACAUACACACACACACACACACACACACACACACCAUACAUAUACACAUACAUACACACACACACUCACACACACACAGCACUGCAUAGUUAGAUGAAGAGACUGUUUCUGCAGUGAUGUGUCCCCACUCUCACACACACACCAUACAUAUACACAUACAUACACACACACACAUACACUCACACACACACACAGCACUGCAUAGUUAGAUGAAGAGACUGUUUCUGCAGUGAUGUGUCCCCACUCUCUCACACACACAAGCAUACAUACGCUCGUAUUUUUAUUUCACCCGCACUUAUUAACAAAAAAAGUCUUUUUUUUUGUUUUUACACACAGAAGCAUACCCAAAUACACAGGGGGCUGGCAAUUUGAAGACUUUUCGGACAGUAGUUGAAAACAAAAAGAGUAUACGUUAACACUACUAAGAAAUUCCUACCCUCCAUCACCACACACACACACACACACACACACUCUGAAGAACUCAGACCCUAGAAACCUGCAUCCCUGUGGGAGGAAGACUCCUGAUCUUCAUCAUAUCUGCCCUUCUCGGCCCUAAGCUGUUGGCUUAUUUUGGUUUUCCUUUGUUGUUUUCUCUGCGUUAAUGCUCCUCAUCGUUGUACUGCUGUCUGUGUAACAUUUUGUUUGCUAUGUUGUCAUUUAAUUUAUUAGUUGAUAACAAAAAAAAAUCAUGAAUGCUCAAGACUCCUGGCAAGUGAGAAUGGCCAGAGCAUCGGUCUUUUGUCUGCUUGUCUCGCACCGGCUUAUCAUACGUCUUAGCACCCGUGUGCGUGUUCUCUAGCCGUGAGCAGCUGAAGGAUGGAAGAAUAAUGAUGUACAUAAGAGUUUGCGUUGCGUUGUGCUGUGCUGUGCUGCGCUGCGCUCCUCUUGGUGGGGAGUGGGCGGGUGAUGAAGGACUCCAGACUUCUCUCAGGUAUCCGAUUACGCUUCUGCACACUGUGACCUGUAGGGGGGGUGCAUGAGUCCACGUCCCCUUCAGCUGCAGGGUCUGUCCAACAAACUUUCUCUCUCUCUAUCUCUAUCUCUAUCUCUCUCUCUCUCUCUCUCUCUCUCUCUCUCUCUCUCUCUCUCUCUCUCUCUCUCUCUCUCUCUCUCUCUCUCUCUCUCUCUCUCUCUCUCUCUCUCUCUCUCUCCGCAAGUGGAGCUGGUUUUAGUACCACUUCUGGCUUGCCCUCUCUGGAGUAUGGAACUGUAAAGCAGGUGCUUUUGCAACAAUACAGAGCUUUGUCAUCAUGUUUGAACAAUGGGAGAAAAAUGUAUUGCUGACUGGAUGACCAAUAUAAUGGAAGAGCACUUGGUUUCACACUGUCAGAGGAACUAAAACAACCACACACACAAGUUAUCUUUCAAGAGUCCCUAAAGGAUGCUGUUGUCUCUUUUGUGUCCCAUAAAUCUGAAUCCUGAGGCUAUUCAAAGCACUGGAUCAAGAUUGUCAUGUAGACCAGAAAAUAUGACACUCAAGAUAUUCAACCUCAAUUUUUUUCAUGCCAUCCUUUUUUUUAAAUUAUUAUUAUUAUUUUUCAUUCAUGGGCAGAUCUGAGAUUCAUGGUAACACCAAGGAGCUGGAGCACUGUAAUACAUACGUUUGAACUCCUAUGUCUUCCCUGCAAGCACCAAGUACUGGGUGGCCAACCAUGGGUUCCUUUAGGUCAAGAAAAGCAUCUGCAUGGCUAGUCCUGGAAAUCUGCUAGAAGAAGUUAUUUUUGAAAGAGACUUUUCCCCCCCUCAUCCAAACACACGAGAAUACAGUCAGACACAGUGUAGCAAGCUUGGUGUCUGCUUUGUUACUGUUACCUGCAUUAUUAUUUUUCCCUGUUUGUUGAAAUGCAGAAACCACAAUUAUGAGUUUGCAGACAUUCUUAGGUAGUAACUCUCCGAUCAUCCUAACCACGGGCAUGAUUUCUAUCAAAUUGUACAAUAAAAUUGCAAUGUUUAUAUCAAA